GCUAUGCGGAGGAGCAGCAUCGAGCCUGCGGAUGUAGCAGAAAACUUUCCACGGCUUCUCCUGCGGGGAUGCGACAAACAACCAACACUGGAGGGAAGAUAUAAAGGCACAGCAGGGCUGCACGGAGGGAGCAGCCUAACAUGUGGAUGAAGUGACAGUGGGACGGGUAUUUCCUUCACUUAUAGACCGAGACAACUCCACUGAAAAUGGCCGUUCGUGGCAACUCGCUGAUGCCUUUCUCGAUCCAAGCCAUCCUCAACAAGAAGGACGACAGCAGACAGUUGCCAGAUUUGGACAUGUGCUUCUCCAAGACGGCGUGCUGGAAGAUAUUUGGGGAGAUGAACGGCGGGUCUCGGAGAGAUGAUGGAGGAGAGGCUGGAGAGCCGACGGACCAGAAGGGCUACGACUCCGACUCGGGACUCAGCGACGACAACGACAGCAAGACUCCGGCCGCCUGCAAGUCGGAGAAAGACGGAGACCCUGCGUCGGAGGGACCGGAGGAGAGUCUGCAGGAGGAGACGGAUCACGAGUCUGCAGCUGCGGAGAAUGCAAAGAGUGACAGUGAGCCCAAUAAUGCUACGGACUCCAGCACCCUGGAUGAGAAGAGUCUGGACCAGCCCAAGCAGAGGAAGAAGCGCUCCAGGGCCGCCUUCUCUCACGCGCAGGUCUUCGAGCUGGAGCGUCGCUUCAACCACCAGCGGUACCUGUCCGGGCCGGAGCGGGCCGACCUCGCGGCCUCCCUGAAGCUCACAGAGACCCAGGUCAAGAUCUGGUUCCAGAACCGGCGGUACAAGACGAAACGCCGCCAGAUGGCCGCCGACCUGAUGGCGUCGACCCCGGCGGCCAAGAAGGUGGCGGUGAAGGUGCUGGUGCGGGACGACCAGAGACAGUACAGCCCGGGGGAGAUCCUGCGGCCCCCGCUGCUGUCCCUGCAGCCGUCCUACUAUUACCCCUACGCCUACUGCCUCCCCGCGUGGACACUCUCUGCGUGUGCGGGGAACCAGUGAGACCUCUGUGACUGUAU
Anoplopoma fimbria (sablefish) is the source of this 1024-nucleotide messenger RNA. RefSeq names its product NK3 homeobox 2 (gene nkx3-2). Lineage: Eukaryota; Metazoa; Chordata; Actinopteri; Perciformes; Anoplopomatidae. The coding region runs from base 207 to 1007 and encodes 266 amino acids. The transcript is spliced from 2 exons. Gene Ontology annotation, biological process: cell differentiation; regulation of transcription by RNA polymerase II. Gene Ontology annotation, molecular function: DNA-binding transcription factor activity, RNA polymerase II-specific; RNA polymerase II cis-regulatory region sequence-specific DNA binding. The record is from RefSeq and is a predicted model, not a curated record. Gene Ontology annotation, cellular component: nucleus.